CAGCGGUGGUCGAGGUUGUAGCGACACAAGAAACAAAAGUUUCUGUCACCCCAGCGGGUGGUUUUGCAAAGAUGCCGCUGAUAGAGCUUUCAGCACGCAAUUUGACCCGUCAGUUAAGUGAUUCCUGUUUAGAUAAUGUGUGGCAACCCAUCAUGCAAAGGAUGGUUGCCAAAGUGCAGGACGGCAGUUGGCGAGGAGCCAGUGGUGGAUCACGAUGUUGCCCAGCGCGGUGCACAAUGUGAGCCUGGUCUAUGCCCUGGUCUGGGCCAUCGAUAACUUCUAUGGAAGGGCCACCAGCACUCCGCUGGCGGUGGUGCAGUUCGCCACCAGUCGGGAGAGUCGGGACAUCCACAACGACCUGAUAGACGCCGCCCUGGUCAGAUCCUCGGAAACGUGUAGAAUCCAGUUCCUGCUGGAGGAUGAUCGCUUGGAGUUGACGGAGUCGAAUGGAGAACUGCCGCCUCCGAGUGGACUGACCGGCAGACCCAUGGCUAUUUGGUUCCUGGACAGUCUGCGUUCCUACUUCCGCCUGGAGAUGUAUCUCAAUCAGCUGGGCAGUCCGUACAAGCGGAAUGGCUACUUUGUGGUGGUCUAUACUGGACUGGAGGAUCAGCCCAUGGAGUCCGUGAAGAUCAUGUUCCGGCGUUUGCUAAAUAUGUAUGUGUUGAAUGUGAAUGUAUUUCUGCAGCGAGAGGGAACUGUCCAGUUGUACACCUACUAUCCUUAUGGACCGCAUCGCUGUCAAUCCUCGCUGCCCGUCUACUACACCGCCUUUCAGGAUCUGCCGGCACCGGCCACGGGAUAUGGCCUUACCAAGCCCCUAUUCCCCAGCAAACUGGUCAACCUGUAUGGCUGCGAACUGGUGGCCGUCACCUUUGAGCACCAGCCAUAUGUGAUCAUCGAGGAUGAUCCCAAGAAUCCGGGUGGACGGAUCAUGCGCGGCAUCGAGGGCAUGAUCUUCCGAUCCCUGGCCGAGCGGAUGAACUUCACCAUAAAAAUGGUGGAGCGAAAGGACAAGGACCGCGGCGAAAUCCUGCCCGAUGGAAAUUAUACGGGAAUUCUUAAAAUGAUGGUCGAUGGCGAGGCGAAUAUGACGUUCGUAUGCUUCAUGUACAACAAGGCUCGUUCGGAUCUGAUGCUGCCCAGUAUUUCCUACACGAGUUUUCCGAUUGUUCUGCUGAUUCCGAGUGGCGGAUCCAUGACGCCCAUGCAGCGAUUGACCCGCCCCUUCCGCUACAUCAUAUGGUCCUGCAUUCUGGUUAGCCUGAUCCUCGCUUUUCUGCUCAUGGUCCUACUGAGGAUUACCGCUGUGCCGGUAUUGAGGAACCUAGUGCUGGGCAGGCACAACCGUCAUCCGUAUCUGGGCAUGGUGAGCAGUCUGCUGGGCGGCCUGGCGUUGUACAAUCCGCGCAGGAACUUUGCCAGGUAUCUGCUGAUCUUAUGGCUUCUGCAAACCCUGGUGCUUCGUGCCGCCUACACGGGUCAGUUGUAUCUCCUGCUGCAGGAUGUGGAGGUUAGAUCGCCGCUAAAAACACUCGCGGAGGUGAUGGCCCAGAACUAUGAGUUCCAUAUGCUGCCCGCCCUGCAGCCGAUCUUCCAACACUCGGUACCCAAAAGCAAUAUCAAAACGGUGUUCUCGAUGGAGACCUCAUUGGCUCGCCUUCGGGACGAAGAUAAUCCGGGAAUUGCGGUGCCGCUGCUGCAGCCCACAGUCUACGAGUUUGACUAUCGAUCCGGGCCAAAUUUAAGGCAUCUGACCGCCCUGCCCGAUCCCCUGAUGACCGCCCCUCUGACCCUCUAUAUGCGACCGCAUUCCUUCUUCAAAAGACGCGUGGAUCGCCUCCUCAUGGCCAUGAUGUCAUCGGGAAUUGUGUAUCGAUACCGCCGGAUGUAUCUGGACCGCAUCGAACGGCUGGCCAAGCGGCGCAACAUGGAACCAAGGCCCCUGACCAUCUGGCGACUGGGCGGGGUAUUCAUCUGCUGUUCAGGACUACAAUUCCUGGCCAUCCUCGUCUUUAUCCUGGAACUUUUGGCCAGGAAGCACUCGCUAUUAGGAAGGGCUUUGAAUGCAAUCAAUCGAUACACGGCAUGAGCUAUUUAUUACA
Molecule: messenger RNA, 2105 nt
Organism: Drosophila subpulchrella
Lineage: Eukaryota; Metazoa; Arthropoda; Insecta; Diptera; Drosophilidae
Gene: Ir7c
Exons: 4
Coding region: 215-2092 (625 amino acids)
Cellular component (GO): membrane
Molecular function (GO): glutamate-gated receptor activity
Source: RefSeq, a predicted model, not a curated record